AUGGCUCCAGGUGCAAUAACAGACGAGCAAGCCGUCACCGUCCAGAGCAAGGCAAGCUCUCGGCCUCGUCUCUAUGAGAAUGCCAACCAGGAGGAGCUAGCAGAGAAGACUUCAAAGUAUCUGCUAUACUUCGGCACUAAGUUCAAUAAGGAUGUGAUUACAGGCGCGGAGGGUCUCUAUGUAUACACCGCUGGCGGUAACAAGGUCCUAGAUUGGACAUCUGGACAGAUGUCAUGUUUGCUAGGUCACGGUCAUCCUGAGAUCGUCAAAGUCAUUAGUGACCAUGCCAAGUAUCUGGACCACUUGUUCUCUGGCAUGGUCUCCCCGCCAGUCAUCUCCCUUGGAGAGCGACUAUGCACCGCCUUGCCGGCAGGGCUUGACAAGGCAUUCUUUCUCUCUACUGGAGGAGAGAGCAAUGAAGCUGCCAUCAAGAUGGCAAAGGUCUACACUGGCAAGUUUGAGAUCGUCGGUCUCGGAGCAAGCUGGCACGGGGUCACGGCCCAGGCGCUGGGCACACAGUACCACUACGGCAGAAAGGGCCAGGGCCCACUCAUGCCUGGUAUGCUUAUGCUUCCGCCGCCUAAUGGCUACCGAUCUACGUUCAGGAAACCAGAUGGCUCCUACGACUGGGAGGCAGAGCUGGAGUUUGGGUGGAAGAUGAUCGACAUGCAAUCGUGCGGAAGCCUCGCAGCCUGCAUUGUCGAGUGUAUCCAGAGCUCGGCAGGCAUGCACGUCUUGCCGCCAGGAUACCUCAAGGCUCUCAAAAAGCACUGCGAGAAGAGAGACAUGUUGCUCAUUGUGGACGAGGCACAGACCGGCGUGGGCAGGUGUGGUGAUUUUAUGGCCAUCAACCACGCUGGCGUCACCCCUGACAUUUUGACACUGUCGAAGACUUUGGGCAACGGCUUGCCUCUUAGUGCGGUUGUCACAAGUGCAGAGAUUGAGAAGGUCUGCAUCGAGAGGGACUACUGCUUCUAUACUACCCAUGUCAACGACCCCUUACCCGCAGCUGUGGGAGAUAAGGUUCUCGAGAUUGUCCUACGGGACAACCUUGUAGAACAGUCCCGUCGCUCUGGUGAGAUCCUACAUAGUGGUCUGAGGAGACUUCAGGAGAGGUAUGGGUGCAUCGGCGACGUCAGAGGCAGAGGUUUGAUGGCUGGAGUGGAGAUCGUGAAGGAUAGAGAAACGAAGCAACCAGCGCUAGAGCUGGCCAAAAAGGUUGGAGACAGGGCUUACGAACUAGGUGUAUGGGCAAACUUGAGCAGCCAUGAGAGCUUUGGGGGCACGUUUAGAAUUUGCCCUCCUAUCACAGUUAGUGAGACUCAGCUCAAGGAGGGUUUAGCGGUGCUGGAGCAGGCCUUCGCGGAGGUUGAGGGAACCAUGCCGCUGUACUGA
Phaeoacremonium minimum UCRPA7 is the source of this 1395-nucleotide messenger RNA. RefSeq names its product putative -dialkylglycine decarboxylase protein. Bases 1 to 1395 code for a protein of 464 amino acids. The transcript has a single exon. Gene Ontology annotation, molecular function: pyridoxal phosphate binding; transaminase activity. Gene Ontology annotation, cellular component: mitochondrion. The record is from RefSeq and is a predicted model, not a curated record. NCBI's taxonomy places the organism in Eukaryota, Fungi, Ascomycota, Sordariomycetes, Togniniales, Togniniaceae.